Molecule: messenger RNA, 672 nt
Organism: Periconia digitata
Lineage: Eukaryota; Fungi; Ascomycota; Dothideomycetes; Pleosporales; Periconiaceae
Source: the annotation of a GenBank genome assembly
AAGGAAGAGCAAGGAAAUUCGGGAUCGAAACAGAGAAGAAGGAAAAUGGCCAUCGUCAGGACAUUUUCACUUCCCCAUUUCGACGACUAUCCAGUCCAAGUGGCCAUGUUCACAGAAGUCACCAAUGCCAAUUUUCUUCGUUCCCAACUUCUCGAAGCAAAUCCAGAAUUUGACUACGCAUUUCUUGACGCAUCCAUGAUCAUCUCUUCCCUGCCCCUCUUCCACGCCAUAGCCCAUGCCAUCCAUUCUGUCCUCUCCCCCACGACCUCGCCUCUGCGGACUCGGACGCCUCACUCUGAAAUAGUCUUCCGCCUGCAUUCCAACAACAAUAUUGGCGAAUCCUACCGCAAAUUCGGCAUUGCAGACGACACCACCAACCUCAUCGCCAUCAAACUCUCUCUCACUCCAGAAGUAACCAAUGCAAGCGUCGCCGACCACUUGACGGCGGUGGUGCAGGGCGUGGGCGUGGAUGAGGGUGAGGAUGGGGGUCAGUUAGGCAUGUUUGCAGACAUGGCUAAGAUCAGGAAAGUUUACAAGUUGAACGACGUCCGAUCAAAGGGAAAAGUUGCAAAGAAACCAGAGAGCAAAGAUCAAGAUGAGCAAACAAAGGUCAACGAGAGAGUUCGGAUGGAAAGGGACAUCAUGGGCAUCAUGACAUUAAAAGGGUCGUAG